Messenger RNA from Durio zibethinus, 1109 nucleotides. Lineage: Eukaryota; Viridiplantae; Streptophyta; Magnoliopsida; Malvales; Malvaceae. The record is from RefSeq and is a predicted model, not a curated record.
UGUUGUUCUAUUUGCUCUAGACCCGAUAACUUCCCCUUCUUCCAUGUCCUCCAUCGGUUCCUCUUGUUGCCAACAAAGCAACAAUACCUGCACUCAAUAGCAUGGAACCUUGUGGAGGAGAAAAGGUGAUAGAUUUGAACACCAUGGCUGAAAUUCCAGAAGAGAAGGAUCUGUUGAAGCAGCUCCAAGGUCCUCCCUCCAGGAGCGUUAUAGCACCUCAGCCAAAUCGACCAUUGGGCUCCAGCAUCAGUGUUGGGUCCAUCGAUGAGAACACAAGCCUAACUUCCCCAAUGCAAGUUCCAAAGACACCAGAGGAGGUUGAAGAAGAGGUUGAGUCUGAGGCCUUGCCAGCAGUGAUAUCUGACUCAAACAGCAAAGUUAGACAGGCAAAUUCUGCUUACAAAGAGAUGGCGGGUCAACCAGAAUGUCCCUGGCUCGAUUCUAUGGUAACAGGAAAGGAAAAGCCGGAAGCAACUCAUGCAAGAGAAUAUGAGGGGAAGUGAUGCUUCAUCUAUCUGAUUCGAGGGUGCCAGUUAAAUCAAACGGUUUUUCAUGCUCGAUGAGGAUUGACAGGGGAAGUGAAGGGAAGAAGAGCUCAAUCAAAGCUUUCUGUGAUGUGAUCAGAUUAUCAUGUCAGUCAAAGGACUACCUCUUCACAUGGAGGUUCCAUACCUACAACAGGGAAGAAUCUCAGUCUAUCUCCAAUGUUUGAAAUUUGAAGUGUAAACAGCUGUUUUACUGCAAAAUGCAUCUGAGCUAGCCGCUCAUAAUUGCAGGGGAUUUCUGUUGACAUGAACAUGGAUUUUUAUCAUGUUAAAUAUGAUGAAAUUGGGGGCAUAAUCUGCCAAAGGGUCGGGGACUUGUCCUCCUAUACUCCUCCAGUGUUCUGGACAUCAGAACCUAUGUUCAUGAAGUCACCAUUUUCUCCAGAGGAAGAAUAUAUAUAUAUGAUAAUCACAUACAUCUUCAGCCACUGGCAGCUGAGGAUCACGUUUGUAGUCAACCUGCCGUGUCAGACAUUCAGAUGAUUUCCUACAUUAUGCUCAUCAACUCAAGUUACAAAUUAACAGUUCCAGGCUUAGUAGGAUCUGAUGAUCUCCAACAUGAAU